CAAAAAGCCAGCGCCCCAGAACACGCUUAAGACAACGCCGAAUGAGGGGGAACGGGAAAUGCCGACCAAUUGCGCCGCGGCGGGCUGUGCUACUACCUACAACAAGCACAUUAACAUCAGCUUCCACAGUACUACCUUGGCGGUGAUUUCACUCUUCGGCGUUUGGACGUCCUCAAACGCGAAUACCUGAGGUUCCAGACAGCUAAAACCCUAGGAGUACUACAAACCCCCAACCUGCGGUCCCUACGCGAGUCGCCCAGUCUGCCGGCAGAGCCGCACUUUAAAGGCUCCCGUGAGCGAGGCAACGCCCUCUGGCGGCCGCAGCGCCUGCGCGCAGGAGGCGGAGACUCGGCUAGGCGCCGGCUGAGCUCCAGGGAGGUGGGCCUUGGCCCCGCUGGCACUGGUCUCCUGGGUUGUGCGGGUGGACGUCGGGACGUAACCGCGCCGCGUCGCGCAGAGCUCCACGCGGGGACUCGCCGGGGUUCCAGCGCCUUACCCGCUUGCUGUGCAGCCACAGGCGCGCCGGCGUCGGCGCGGGCUUGGGUCGGUGGAUGCAGCUCGUCAUCCGGGACUGCAGAUUAGCUGCUUUCGCUUUGUUUGGACCUUGCCUUCUCGUUCGCGGAGCUCAGGUGUGAGGUGACCGCUGUCCAGGCGCCAGCCCCCACGGGGUAUGCGCUCUGCUUUUCCAGUGAGGCGUUUUCCUCUCAAGGACAAGUUUGAGCUCUCCGCCCGCAACAGCUUCCGGAAAUAGUUUGGAUAUUUAUUAAUUUUUUGAUCGGUGGAAGGUGUUGGCAUUUAUAUUCUCCUGUAUACGAGUGUUUUGCUGGCAACUUAAAUGACUUCACAUUUCUCAGAAACGCCUUAUAUUUUCACCGCCAAGUGCUUAUAUCUUUAUUUUCCAUGACAGAUCUUGACGACAAUAUAUGCAAAAAAUACAUAAAGAUGAUAGUUAAUAUAGUUAUAUUGAGCCUGAUCAUUAGCAUUUCUUUAGCUUUCUGGAUUAUGUCUAUGACUGCAAGCACCUAUUAUGGUAACUUACAGCCAAUUUCUCCUUGGCGUUGGCUGUUUUCUGUUGUUGUUCCUGUUGUGAUCGUCUCUAAUGGCUUUAAGAAGAAAAGUCUAGAUCACAGUGGGGCUUUAGGAGGGCUCGUGGUUGGAUUUAUCUUAACCAUUGCAAAUUUCAGCUUUUUUACAUCUUUGCUGAUGUUUUUCCUUUCUUCUUCAAAACUUACUAAAUGGAAGGGAGAAGCAAAGAAGCGUCUAGAUUCAGAAUACAAGGAAGGCGGGCAGAGGAAUUGGGUUCAGGUGUUCUGUAAUGGAGCUGUGCCCACAGAACUGGCCCUGCUGUACAUGAUAGAAAAUGGCCCUGGGGAGAUCCCAAUAGAUUUUUCCAAGCAGUACACCGCUUCCUGGAUGUGUUUGUCUCUCUUGGCUGCACUGGCCUGCUGUGCUGGAGACACAUGGGCCUCAGAAGUUGGCACUGUGCUGAGUAAAAGCCCACCAAGACUAAUAACAACCUGGGAGAAAGUUCCAGUUGGGACCAAUGGAGGGGUUACAAUAGUGGGCCUUGCCUCCAGUCUCCUUGGUGGUGCCUCUGUGGGCGUUGCGUAUUUCCUCACACAGUUGGUUUUUGUUAAUGAUUUGGACAUUUCUGCUCCCCAGUGGCCAAUUAUUGCAUUUGGGGGUCUGGCUGGACUACUAGGAUCCAUUGUGGACUCAUAUUUAGGAGCUACAAUGCAGUUUACUGGUUUGGAUGAAAGCACCGGCAUGGUGGUCAACAGCCCAACAAAUGAAGUCAAGUACAUAGCAGGGAAACCCAUUCUUGAUAAUAAUGCAGUGAACCUGUUUUCUUCUGUUCUUAUUGCCCUCUUACUCCCGACGGCUGCUUGGGUUUUUUGGCCCAUGGAAUGAACUUUAUUUCAUUUAUAAAGGUUAUGACUGUGGGAAGUUCAGCUAAAUUUGCAAUCCCAAGUUCAUCCUAAGAAGAAUAAUUGUAAUGGCAAAGGAGAAAGGCCAGCUCUUCCCCUAUUCCAUGGUGACGGAAUGCCGCAUUUUUCCUCAUAUCAGCUCCUUUGUAAUACUAACACCUUUGUACUGAAAGACAAGUGUGCAUAGGACUUACUCAUAUUUUUCUUCUACAGAAUGAAGCUUCUGAGCAAUGAAGUUAAUAAUAUCCCUAUAUAUUGAACUGGAAGUUCCUGUGUGGUAGACAGAAAUUUUGUUUUGUUGGUUUAAAACAGUGUAGGGACUAACAACGAUGAAAUUUAAACAUGAUUCUCAGUUGUGGCAGAGAAAUGUUCACUGUGCCAUUUGCCUAAAUGUUAGAUCUGUUUUAAGUGGUUUAAACUGAUGUGUGUGGAAUCCUGAAUCGAGGUAGUCCUGGACGUCUAUUACUUGCCAUUUACAGUUGUGAAAAGUGUGGAGUUUGGUUCCUAGUCAGCUGUGAGACUUACUCCACAUUUAUUCUUCCUUCCUCAGGGUUAGCAAGAAAAAAAAAGUAAUUGUCUUUUUCAUAUGACCAUUAGAAUGCAUGAAAAAAGUUAUUUUUAAGUAAAAGUAAAAGAUACUUAUCUUGUAUCUUAAAAAUGUGCACCUUAAUAUAUAUUUCAGUUGAUCUCAGCAGAAGUUAUCUUGAAUUAAUAUUUUUAUUGUAUUUUCUAGCUUUCUUUGAAAUUUGUAUAGGAAUCUGAUUUACAUUGGCAUCGUGAACAGUUAAAAGAAUAACUGGAAAAUUAUUUUUAAUUUUUUUGUUUGUUUGCGAUCCAGAAGUAACUGAAAGAGGCUAUAAUUUCCUAGAUCAUAGACUCAAAGUGAAUUCUGUUUUGUUCUUCACUAUGAAUUCUGUGAUAAAGGAGUUUGAUAUGCCAUGGAUUAUUUUGCUAAAAGUAUUUUUAAAUAUUUCUCAUGUGAUUUCCAUACUUUUCUCCCCUUUGCUCCUUUUGCAUUGUUAAGAGAAAUUGGAGAACAAGCCCAUAAAUAAAUCACCAUAUCAGAGUGGAUAAAGCUUAGAAUUCUUUACUGUGACCCUUCUAGAGUGAUGAUCUAGAACUAACUUGGUUCAGGACAGGAAAAAAAACACAAAACAGUAAACAUCUUUAAUCCUUAUGCCAAGCAACUCAGUGGGUCUCAACCAUUGGUUGUCAACUUUUUGGGCAUCUUUAAAAAAAAGUCCUGUGUCUGGACUUCACCAUCAAUAUUCUAGUUGACCUGCUCUGGGGUACAGCCUGGGUAUUGGGAGUUUAAAGAGCUCCUGUUUCACAUUAGAAUGUAGAGGAUUUUUUAAAACACUCUUGGCAAAGCCCUUUCUAGACCAAGUAGAUAAAAAUGUCUGAAGGUGAUGCUCAUGCAUCAGUUGUUUUUAGAAAGCUCUCCAAGGAGAUUCUAAUGUUUAAACAGGUUAAGACCUACUAAAGGAAAAUGUCCGAAAGCACUGUAUCUAAAAGAAGCCUCAGAAGAGUGGGCCUUUUCAUUCUUAUGCAAACAACUCUUAGCAGUAGUGCUGUUUUAUGCUGUCUUUAUGCAUUAAUAGCUUCUGGUAAAUUAUGCUGUGUCUUAUAGCUAUAUCACUUACCACAUUAUUCCUGAGACAGUUUUUCAUGCAGCCUAUUAAUUUCUGCAGCUGUUCUAAAAUGCCUUUUCUUUUCUCCUAGAGAUUCAUUCUGAUGACGUACUAUGGGACAAAAAUAUUUAGUGGUACCCUGUUUGGGUUUGGUAGAAAUACUCUAUCUUAAAUAGUUUAGGGAAAUACCACUUCACAAUCCUUUAUUUGAAAACCUAAGACUCGUUGUGUUUGGAAUCAAAAUUCUUCAGAUUUUGGAAAAGUAGGUACAUAUAAAAUACUUAGAACUCCCAGGAGAGACUAGGGUGGCACCCAUUUUCAAGCACACUAAUAUUUCUGUGGCCAUUGUGUGAAUGACACCAAGUAUGAUAAAGACUAUAAGAGCCUAUGUCAGGCCAGGUCAGUUUUUUUAACAAACUUAGAAAGAAACUUUGUGUUUUCAGAGCUUUUUUGGAUAUGAGGCUUGUAAAUAAGGAAUUGUGGCUCUUUUUUUUUUCUUUGAUGUAUUGUACUGUAACAUUUUUUGUAAUUGGAUAUAUAAUUCAGCCUAUUCCUCUUUACUGAAUGAACAGGUUAUGCGUAAAAAAAAGACACUUCAUGGAAAAAGCUUCAUGUAACAGUAUAAUAAAACAAUAUUUACUGCUUACCUAGGCAGCCUAAAGGUUA
Molecule: messenger RNA, 4225 nt
Organism: Manis javanica (Malayan pangolin)
Lineage: Eukaryota; Metazoa; Chordata; Mammalia; Pholidota; Manidae
Gene: FAABTP
Product: transmembrane protein 19
Cellular component (GO): membrane
Source: RefSeq, a predicted model, not a curated record